Messenger RNA from Perkinsus marinus ATCC 50983, 570 nucleotides. RefSeq lists its product as hypothetical. Lineage: Eukaryota; Perkinsozoa; Perkinsida; Perkinsidae. The record is from RefSeq and is a predicted model, not a curated record. The annotation marks the transcript as partial. The transcript is spliced from 4 exons.
AUGCUCGAGGGGUUAGAGGCCGAGUUCUCGAAGCUGCUAGAUGGAUCGACUAACACACCAGCGGGUAGCGACGGUGGCGUCCUGGAUGUGUCAUCAGGAGAAGUAGAUUCUAUCAUCAAGGAGGUUGAAGUUGUCAUUAAGACCGUUGGAGCCCUAGAGAAGGUCUGCAAGGAUAAUACUACAGCAGUGAAGUUGGCACAGAGUUUGAUCGACGAGAAGCAGAAAGAGAUAGAGGCUCUUACAGCUAGUGCGACCUCUAAGGUUCCCGCACCUGAGGACGACGGUGCGGACGGUUUUGCUGUUGGUGCGAAAUCAUUUACCUUGUAUGUGGAACCUGGCUUGCCUCCAGAUGCGGCGAUGAAGACAGGGAGUGAUGAACCUAUGGUACCGGCUUCCGAACUAGCUGCUGUGAAGAAGGAUCUCGAGGAAACCAGGGCGGCCCUCCAUUCUGCCAAGGCUGCCUCUGCUGUUACAACGAUUGGAGGAGGUGGUGGUGGUGGGAUGGAGGCAAUGAUGGGAAUGGUCACGGCUUUGAUGCAGCAGUCUAACAAUGCAACAAAUACACAAAAG